Phasianus colchicus (ring-necked pheasant) is the source of this 802-nucleotide messenger RNA. Lineage: Eukaryota; Metazoa; Chordata; Aves; Galliformes; Phasianidae. The record is from RefSeq and is a predicted model, not a curated record.
UCCCCCCCCGCUGCCCCCAAUGCUGCCCCCCAGGCGCAGACCCGCAGCGUGAGGAGCAGCUGAUGGAGGACUGGUUCUCCCUGGUCAACGCCCGCAACGCCCUGCUGCGCCGCCACGACCGCCUGCAGCUGCUGGAGGAGGAGCAGGACGUGGAGCGGCGCUUUGAGCUGCUGAGCCGGGAGCUGCGGGCGAUGCUGAGCACGGAGGAGUGGGAGAAGUCGGCGGCGCAGCGGCAGCGGGAGGAGCUGUUACUGGAGGAACUGGUGGCACUGGUGAACCGCCGCGACGAGCUGCUGCGGCACCUGGAUGCGAGCGAGCAGGCGGCACUGGAGGAGGACGCCCACCUGGAGAGGGGCCUCAAACGGCAGCGGCGGAAAUCGGGACGCAGGGAGAUGUGCGGAAUCGCCUGAGGGGGGGACCCCAAAAAUGAGGACCCCCCCCAAUAAAAGACAAUGGGAGUUCAGACCUGAAAAUCUCGGCUUCAGACCCCAAAACGCGGCAUUCUGAGCCCAAAUCCCACCUCUGGACCCUGAAAUCCCAUUUUCUGACCCCAAAUCCCACAUCUGGAGCCCCAAAAUCGCUCAUUCUGACCCCAAAAUCCCUGAGGUGGCGGACGGUGCUUUAUUGGAGGGGGGCACGAGUGUGAGUGUGCAACGGAGUGAGUGUGCAAAGGGGGUGCGAGUGCACCAGGAGGGGGCAUGUGCAAGGAGGGAGUGUACAAGAAGGGGGGAUGUGAGGUGCGAGUGUGCGAGAGCACGUUAGAUGUAAGUGUGCAAGAGCAGUGUGUGAGUGCAUGAGGAGU